AUGGUUUCUAAAUGUGUCAGAGAUUGGAUUGCCAUAGCUUAUCUACUCACUGUUGAAAGGGCCUAUAACAGUGUUGCACCACAAACACAAACAUCUUGCUGCACUGGUCAUGCUAGACUUAUAGAUGAUGUUCCUUGGUUAGGUGCUAGUUCCCUGAAUCUCGUGGUGUUGUUUUGGAAAUUCUCGAAGGCUAUCUUGGUAUUAUUGAUGCAACUGUCUCAGUUUUAUUAUGCUAUUCAUUAUGAGGAUACAAAGGCUUUGAUUUUAGGUUGGCUUUCAGCUGCUAUUUCUUUUGCUUUUCUUAGAACUUUGAUACGAAACCUGUCUACAACUUAA
Messenger RNA from Lathyrus sativus (Indian pea), 336 nucleotides. The record is from the annotation of a GenBank genome assembly. NCBI's taxonomy places the organism in Eukaryota, Viridiplantae, Streptophyta, Magnoliopsida, Fabales, Fabaceae.